AUGGAUCAGUCACUGAAGGAUGCUAAGGAGAUAAUAAAUAAUAUGUCUCUCGAUCGUAUGAGAACUGUCCAUGAUGGAUUUUUGAAGAGAGAAGCCGAAGAUGAAAAGCUGGCAACUUAUUGGCAAAAACGGCGUCGACUUCAGCAGACAAGGCUAGCAGCUGAGGAUGAAAUUCGGUCCCCCGCUGAUGGUGUGGCGUCAGAUUCAGAUGCAGAAGAAGUUGAAUCUGUCUGGGAACCUGUUGAACGCGAGGUUGAUCCAUAUUCACCUAGUAUGAGGGCUGAGCGACUGGCUAGAGAGGAUUUCCAAGCCGAAUGUGAAGAAGAUGAAUAUUUAGACGCAAUGCAUGGCGACCUCGAAGACCAAUUGGAAAAAGUCCCUAGUGAGGGUUCUGAUGAUGACUCCGAGGAAGAGCUUGAAGAAAAUUCCAUGGAAGAUGACGAUUGUGAGUCGGAUAAUGAAUCUGAUGAGUCUGAUGAUUAG
Messenger RNA from Papaver somniferum (opium poppy), 483 nucleotides. Its product is annotated as ribosome biogenesis protein BOP1 homolog. The record is from RefSeq and is a predicted model, not a curated record. The transcript has a single exon. The coding region runs from base 1 to 483 and encodes 160 amino acids. Lineage: Eukaryota; Viridiplantae; Streptophyta; Magnoliopsida; Ranunculales; Papaveraceae.